Messenger RNA from Naegleria lovaniensis, 453 nucleotides. RefSeq lists its product as uncharacterized. The record is from RefSeq and is a predicted model, not a curated record. The transcript has a single exon. Gene Ontology annotation, biological process: response to hydrogen peroxide; response to salt stress; protein folding. The coding region runs from base 1 to 453 and encodes 150 amino acids. Lineage: Eukaryota; Heterolobosea; Eutetramitea; Acrasida; Naegleriidae.
AUGCUCUCUCGUUACAAUCGUGGUUUUAACGAUUUCUUUGAUGAUCCUUUCUUCAGUACUUCCCUCAUGCGUCCAUGGACUGGAGUAGGUGGUGAUAUAAUGGGAACCCAAAUGAGUACCUUCAAUCCAGCCACUGAUGUCUCUGAAACCGAUCGUGCCAUUUGUUUAAGAUCCAAUCUACCAGGGUUGAGAAAGGAAGAUAUUAGAAUUGAUGUUGAUGAUCAGAACAGAACUCUAACCUUCUCUGGUGAAACUCAUUCUGAAAAGACCGAUGAGAAUGAAGUGUAUCAUAGAACUGAGAGAUCCUAUGGUAAAUUCUCAAGAACCUUCCGUCUUCCACAAAACGUUGAUUUGGAUAAUAUUAAGGCAAAUAUGGAUCAUGGAGUAUUGAAGAUUAACAUUCCAAAAUUGGAGCAACAACAAAAACAAACACGUUCCAUUGGAGUUGAGUAA